Messenger RNA from Ectocarpus sp. CCAP 1310/34, 745 nucleotides. NCBI's taxonomy places the organism in Eukaryota, Phaeophyceae, Ectocarpales, Ectocarpaceae. The record is from the annotation of a GenBank genome assembly.
CUGUCCACGCCCAGCUCCCACCCCUGCUUUGAUUGCGCUCAUCAACCAAUCUUCCCGCUGCUCCAACACAAGGAUGAACAACACGUGUUUUCAGAGACUGGCGUUGCCACUGCUCGCAGCUGGCGCCUUGAGCGGGUUCGCUUCAGUAGACGCCAUCAACCCCUGCCUCGACCCUGCAGCUGAGGAAUUCAAAUGCUGGCUCAACCCGGGGGAACUGCAUCUCAAUCUGAUAGGGUGCGACAUAACGGACAGCGACGCGCAGGAUCUCUCGACAUGUGUGGACAGCGUUUCCCAUGACCCUGUUAACGAGGUCUCGCUCGGACAAAACAAGUUGACACAGCUGCCGGACGGAGUCUUCGCCGACUUAACCUACUUACGCUUCCUCUACCUCGACGAAAACUCCCUGACGAGCUUGCCGUCCGGUGCUUUCAGCGGCAUGUCUCUCCUCCAGCGGCUGUACCUUGACAACAACGACCUCUCCGAGCUCUCUGAGGGGAUUUUCGACGGGCUGUCGUCGCUGGAAGAGUUGGACCUGGGGUCGAACGCUCUUUCUGCGCUUGACCAUGGCGUUUUCGACGGCCUCGGAGCUCUCCAAAAGCUGUGCGUCCAUACGUCGCUUCGAAGCUUUUCACUUUUCGGCAAGCAGAAGGCAGCAAAGCUGCCAUUUUCUCGGCACAAAUGUCUUGUAGACCAAGCCACUAGCUAUCGCUCCCGCGUUCAUAUGAGUAUUUUGCGUCGAGAUUGA